Hippocampus zosterae (dwarf seahorse) is the source of this 4088-nucleotide messenger RNA. It is a transcript of the gene zbtb2b, whose product is annotated as zinc finger and BTB domain containing 2b. Bases 654 to 2153 code for a protein of 499 amino acids. Gene Ontology annotation, biological process: regulation of transcription by RNA polymerase II. The transcript has 3 exons. The record is from RefSeq and is a predicted model, not a curated record. NCBI's taxonomy places the organism in Eukaryota, Metazoa, Chordata, Actinopteri, Syngnathiformes, Syngnathidae. Gene Ontology annotation, molecular function: DNA-binding transcription factor activity, RNA polymerase II-specific; RNA polymerase II cis-regulatory region sequence-specific DNA binding; protein binding. Gene Ontology annotation, cellular component: nucleus.
GGAUGAUGUUCAGAUGAGACGGGGGUCAGGUCUCACAUAUUCAAUGUGUCAGUGGGUAAUUUAAUUAUGAGAUGCUAUCAAAUAUUCUGUCCUAAUUCAAAGAGACACAUAGGCGAAAUUGUUUGCUAUUGUUUAGCGGUGCGGGGCCCUUUAAGGAAUUGCAUAUGCUAUUUAAUUAAGCAUUAAAAACAAUAGUGGCACGUUGUAGUCGGAUGAAUGAGUUAGCAGCCAGCAUGUAGCCGCCGUGGCUUAAAGUCGCCGGCUCGUCUCCGCGGGGCUUUUUUGGCUCCAACGGCGGUUUAAAACAACAAAAAAAGGGACACCGCUUGCACUGGUGGCGUGUGUGUAGGUGGGGGCGGAAGGGGGGGUUAGAAUUAACGUUACCGCGACCGCCCCCUUGGCCAACGGAUCCUUGCAACGGUCGCAUUUGGCUGGGCUCCUUCGCCACAGUCAUGUGAUUGUAACGUAAAACCCCCUAACCGGAAAGCAACCGACGACCCUCUCCGCCGCCGAGCGAGCGGCUUACAAAGCUGCUAGGAGCCCGGAGAGGACGGACGUGUCCCCGCCCGGUGACAAACAACCACAAAAAACAAGCGGCGGUGGCGUCAAGGCGACGACAAUUUCGACGCACGAGCAGCGGAUACGGUUGAAGAAUGGAGUUGGCCAACCACGGUCUUAUCCUGCUGCAGCAGCUCAACGCUCAGAGAGAGUUUGGCUUCCUGUGCGACUGCACCGUGGCCAUCGGAGAUGUGUUCUUUAAAGCCCACAAGGCCGUACUCGCCGCCUUCUCCAACUACUUCAGAAUGCUCUUUAUUCACCAGGACAGCGACUGCGUGCGUCUGAAGGCGACGGACAUCCAGCCUGACAUCUUCAGCUACCUGCUCAACCUGAUGUACACGGGCAAGCUGGCCCCGCAGCUCAUCGACCCCACGCGUCUGGAGCAAGGCGUCCGCUUCCUGCACGCCUACCCUCUGCUGCAGGAGGCCAGCCAGUCGGUGUACGCGCACCCGGAGCAGAGCAUCAACCUCUCCACCUCCCUCUACGGCAUCCAGAUUGCCGACCAGAAGGCGGCGCUCUCCGCUCGCUUGCCGCUUUCCUCGCCCGUUGACAUGGAGACGCUGGGCUCGGAGGCCCAGUACCCGUCCGAGGCGGCGGCGGCCAAGCCGGCCGCUUCCCCUCCGGAAGCGGAGGCGUCCACCGGCGGGGUUCAGCCCACCGAAGAGGAGGCGGCGUCGGAGUCCCCGAUCGCCUCCGCCAACGCCAUCCUGCACGUGAAGCCCAGCAUCAUGAAGAGGAGCUCGUCCUUCCGGAAGCACUACUCCUGCCACCUGUGCCGGAGUCGCUUCAACCAGAGGAGCCUGCUGAGGGAGCACCUGCUGCAGCACGCCCAGGCGACGGAGAACCACAAUGCCCUUUCGCCCGUAACGCUCGCCGAGCAGAGCGCGGCGGAGGCCGAGGCGCUGCUGAAGGCGAGCCGAGUCGCCGCCGUGGAGAUCGUCAGCGACGGCGAGCAGACGCUGGCCUCCGGCAACAACUCGGAUUCGCCCCGCGCCGAGGUGUCCGCCUCCGGCUGGGGCGCGGGCAUCCCCAUGGCCCAGGCGGACACGCCGCCCCCCUCGGACAUCGCCGACAUCGACAACCUGGAGAACGGCGACCUGGACCGCGAGCUGAAGCGGCGGAAAUACGAGUGCUGCACGUGCGGCCGCAAGUUCAUCCAGAAGAGCCACUGGCGCGAGCACAUGUACAUCCACACAGGUAAGCCUUUCAAGUGCAGCGCCUGCGGCAAGAGCUUCUGCCGCGCCAACCAGGCCGCCCGCCACGUGUGCCUCAACCAGGGCGCCGACGCCUACACGUUAGUGGACCGCCAGAGCAUGGAGCUGUGCGCGGCCGGUGACGACAGCAGCCAAAUGGAGGCCAUGUUCCUGGCCACGUCCAAGCCGUACAAGUGUAACAUUUGCGCCACCACCUUCUCCAGCCCCGACGAGGUCAUCAAGCACCUGUGCUUCACGCAGGGCGGCCUGGCGGGGCUGCCGGGGGCCGCCGCCGCCCUGAUGCUUCCGCACGACGAGCUCUCCAAAGAUGACGGCUCAGAUCUGUCCAACUCGGGCACGCCGCUCGAGGCCAUCAAGGCCGAGGACCCCCUGGUGGAGUAGAAGCCAAAACUGCCUUUUUUUUUAUUUUACUAAAUUAUAACUCGUGACUAAGCUCAAAGGCCUCAGUCAGGGUUUUGUUUUUGUGCGGAAGAUCUUUGUGUGUGUGUAUGUGUGUGUGUGUGUGUGUGUUCCCCAUUCUCAUCGACUUGAAUAGAACGAGGGGAAAUAAGCGCCAUCCUAUCUUGUCUCUAUGGAAAGCCGUUUUUUUUUGCAUUUUUAUUCAAUAUUCUACUCGUGCAUUGAAAUAUUCAUCUAUGAGUACUCCUUUUAUCCUUGUAAGAUAAUUCAGCGCACCAGUUAGUCUUACUUGUGGUCAUUUUCCACCUCAGUGCGUGCAUUACUGCACACUCAAAGAACAAGCGCACAUUAGUACGAGUACUCUUACUGUACUAGUACUACAUUAGCAGAAAUGUCUUACAGAGGCAGUAGCCGAAAAGAUAUUGUCAUUCUGCGAUUGCGUGUAAUUGUCUUACAAAGUGACAAAGAGCAUUCGAGUACUUGAACGAUGCAGUGCGCGAGUAGGACCCUGGAUAAAUGUUUAAACGACGCGUCCCACGUCACUCGAGCUGUGGCGGGGACGUUAGCGUUCAAAGAGGAAGCGAGGGGCCCGACGUGCAGGUUCGGUGUGUAGUUGUGAGGCCAUUCUUAGAAGCUCAUAAUGCUCUGCUGCAGGGAGACGCUUUAGAAUUGCAGCUGAAGUCCACAAAAGACGCGCACCCGAGACAAUCUGUGAUUUUGACGUCUUCCAUUUUUUGGGGGGUUUUUGUUUUGUUUGGUGAUCGUAAAAUUGAGUGAAAAAAUGUGCACCUUGUUCAUUUGUUAAUAUGGCAUCCACCACUGGGAAGCACACUUAUUUUGCUCAACCUUUAGAUUUUAAUCAAAGAAAAAAGCAUUCGUGAAAACUUGAAUCUUCCCCUUUUAAAUAGUUCUAAUUUUAUACACAGUGGUAUAAUUUACAAAAGAGACUACAGUAUUGUGAUGAAAAUGUAGCUUUCAGAGUCGAAAUAACGGGACGAGACGGAUAGUUUUUAACUGUAGCCUCAAGUUUAGAACAUGUAAUAAUCGUAGUGACUGCCUGAUCAGAUAGGUGUCUUUCAUGGGUUCCAUCUCUAUAUAACAUAAAGCUUGUAUCGUGUUUUUUAUUUGAAUCCCCAACAAACAUUUCUCCACAUUUUCUUCUUUUGUUGAAAGUGGUUCACACAAAGUAAUAUUUGCUAAAACCAAGUAACAUUUUUGUCAAAUUGUAUUGUAUGAUUUUUUUUAAAUCCCCAAACCAAAAAAAGUACAUUUUUAUUUUAAAAUUAGCAGUUGUAAACAUUUGGUCUAUUCCCGUUUUUAAUGACAAAACACGUCUGUCUCAAUUUGUUUUCUCCAAAACACUGUAUUAUUUAUUUUUGUUUUGGGGGUAUAAAAACACGCAAAAUUUGGAGAUGCUUUCCUCUUAUAGUUAUCGUUACUUUCGUUCAACCCAUGUUCUUCUCAUCUCGAAUAAGAUGGUUUGGAAUAUUUGUUGUUCAGAAAAGGUGCAAAGAUGUGGUUGCAGUGUUGCAGUUCUUCCAGUUUUGUGGCUAGAUCGCGCUGCAGUGCGUCACCAUGCACACGUCUGUGUUGCUCACAGGAACAUUUUGAAGAUAUAUUGUUUGAAGCCAUUCACUGCUCGGUGAGUAUGUGGGCAAGACGUGGCUAUCUCAGGAAGAUGACAAAGUUUGACAACGUCCGAUAUACGUUUGUGUCACAUGUUAUGGAGACAUCAGGAUGAGACGAGUCCAUCCCAUAACACAUGCUGAUGUUCCCUCUCAAAGCUCGUCUGACAUCUACUGUGAUCAAUAUGUGCUCUCAGGAAUGUGACUCUUAUUAUUUUUUUCUUCCUUCUAUCAACAACUUUUUUAUAAUAGUGAAGAACAAACAAUAAAAUGUGUCUUUUGAUAACGCUGA